Molecule: messenger RNA, 516 nt
Organism: Acytostelium subglobosum LB1
Lineage: Eukaryota; Evosea; Eumycetozoa; Acytosteliales; Acytosteliaceae
Exons: 1
Coding region: 1-516 (171 amino acids)
Source: RefSeq, a predicted model, not a curated record
AUGGUGAAUCAAGAGUCUGGUGUUGGUGCUGCAGUAUGCAAUUAUAUAUCUGCUAGAUCAUUGGAUGAUGUCAAGUACAUGUUGGAGCACAUCGGCAAUGUCAAGGCAAACCCAGUCCUAUGUGAAUGGGCCGCUCUCAGUGACCAUAUAGAGGUGUUUGAACACGUCAUUAGCCUGUUCACACUGGACCAACUGGAGGAUGAUGCUGUGGAUUGUAUCAUCACGCAAACACUCACUCGCGAUAGGAAUCAUCUUGGCUUUCUCCAGGCUUUUCUCAAGCACUAUGGACUCAGUAGUACCAUUUUACGACCAACUACCGAGACACUUCACAACAUGGUCAUAUACAACUCUCAUCACACCUUGGACUACUACUUCAACACGCCAUCAUUCACCAACAUGUCCCAGUCAGAGCGACUGAGCAUCAUCCACUCAAUCAAGGACAAAGGAUAUGAGUAUGGAACAACUCGAGUGAUUAAACUAUGCAAUGACCAGAUCAAUGCAAUCUCCUAUUCAUAG